AAAAUUAAUGUAGCUGAAAAUUUUGUUUUUUAUAAUUUGUUGUUUAUUUUGAAUAUCCAAAAAAUUCUCGAAAAUUUAGUAGUUGCUUUUACAAAUUCAGACUUUAAAAAUAGGAAACUAUAGAAAGUAAGAAAACUUUUGGGUCGAAAAUUUUCAGACAUUUAAAAACCAAAAAUUAAAAAAAUAACUUAAUUUAAGAAAUAUAAAGUUUUGGAUCUUGAAGUGCCAAAACGUGGGCAAUGUGAUCGUUUAAAUAUUAGAGAAAAAGGGGUUUGAACUUUGAAGGUCAAAACUAAAAAAAUUUAGGUAAAUUCUAUAUAACGUGAAUCAUGGAGAUAUGGUAGUAUUUUUCUUUAGAAACGAUCUCUUCAUCCAUUGAAGUACUCACCUUAUAAGACGCUAAAUCAGAAGAACAAUGAAAUGCUCACCAUAUAAGACGUUAUACUCUCUCUCUCUGAAUUAGGUAUGUUUUUUUAUCACUUUGAUAAAUGUUGGCAUGUUGUUCAAAUCCGUCAUGGACUCUACCGUCCUUCCCUGCUCUCUCUCUCCUGCACAUCUGCACCACCACCAAAGAAUUCAAUCAAAUCCACACACCAUUCGUCAAAACCGGCCUCAUCAAACAAGACCAUGUAUCAACCAAGCUUUUCUCUCUCUACUUGACCCUCCAUUCUGACAAUCUCGACCACGCAAGGCGUCUUUUUGAUCAGAUCCAAGAACCCAAAUCAUUUGCUUGGAAUUCAAUCUUAAAAGCAUACAUUAACAAUCAUCGAUCCCAUGAAGCUCUUGUGCUCUAUCACAAUUGUCUCUUUCAUGGUGUUUCGCCUAAUAAAUUCACUCUUCCCAUUGUGAUCAAAGGAUGUGGACGUUUGAGUGCAUCAGAAGAAGGGAGACAAGUCCAUGGCCAUGUUUUGAAAAUGGGUUUUGGAUUUGAUAUCCAUACACAAAGUAGCCUUGUUGAUAUGUACUCCAAAUGCGGGGAAAUCUGUUUCGCUAAGAAAGUAUUUGAUAGGAUGGUAGAGAGGGACCUUAUUUCUUGGAAUUCAAUGAUUGCAGCUUUCGCAAAGUGUGGAGAGAUGGAAAGAGCACACAAAUUGUUCAAAGAGAUGCCUCGGAAGGAUGUGUUUUCAUGGACUACUCUGAUCAAUGGCUAUGCAAAAAUUGGGUCAAUGACUAUAGCUAAAGCAUUAUUUGAUGAAAUACCUGAGAAAAAUGUGGUAUCGUGGAACACCAUAAUCAGUGGGUAUUUGAAAUAUGGACAAAUUGAUAGUGCAUUCCAUUUAUUCAAUUGUAUGCCUGAAAGAUCUUUGGUUUCUUGGAAUUUGAUGAUUUCUGGUUUGGAACAUAGUGGGCAUCCAAAGAAGGCAUUGGAAGUUUUUGAUGAAAUGUUGAAGGUGAGGGUGAGGCCUAAUGCUGCCACCAUAGUUAGUGCUCUCUCUGCUGUCUCUGAAUUGGCGCUUCUUAACAAGGGGAAAUGGAUUCAUUCUUAUAUGGAUAGGUUAGGUUUUCAAAUAAGUGCGGUUCUUGCUACUUCACUCAUAGAGAUGUACUCGAAGUGUGGGAGCAUUGAGAUUGCCCUUGAGGUUUUUCGGUCCUUACCUGAAAGGAGGGUCGGCCAUUGGACAGCAAUUAUCAUUGGGCUAGCGAUGCAUGGUCUAGCCAAUCAUGCUCUCAAAUUAUUCAAAGAAAUGAGAAGUGUAGGGUUGAGACCUCAUGCUCUUACAUUCCUUGGUGUGUUGAAUGCAUGUAGCCAUGCCGGUAUGGUCCAUGAGGGUCGCCUGUAUUUUGAGGUCAUGAGCCAUGAAUAUGGCAUCAUACCUACCAUUCAGCACUACGGUUGCAUGGUUGACAUGUUAAGUCGAUCUGGUCAUUUAGAAGAGGCAAAGGAUGUCAUAGAGAGGAUGCCUCUGCAAGCAAAUGAGGUAAUUUGGAUGACUUUACUUAGUGGGUGCAGAAAACAUGGAAACAUUGAGAUUGGUGAGUAUGCAGCUAAGUGUGUGGUGGAGUUAGAUCCAAAUGCAACUGGUUGCUAUGUACUUCUCUCUAAUAUAUAUGCUGCCGCUGGUCGAUGGGAUGAUAUGGCGAAGGUGAGAGAAACCAUGAGAUGGAGAGGGGUGAGAAAGGACCCAGGUCGUAGUCUGAUCGAUCAUGGUGGUGUGAUACAUGAGUUCAUUGUCGGAGAUCGAUCUCAUCCUCAAACUGAGGAAAUUUACUUGAAGUUGGAUGAGAUGCAUGAAAGGUUGAAGUCUAUAGGAUAUGAACCAGAUAAAACUCAGGUCUUGUUGCAUAUAGAAGAUAGUGAGAAGGAAGUUGCGUUGUCCUAUCAUAGUGAGAAGCUUGCCAUUGCUUUUGGUCUCAUCAACUUGGAACGGGGAAUGCCUAUACGCAUUGUGAAAAAUCUUCGUGUAUGUCCCGAUUGCCAUUCGGCUACAAAGCUUCUAUCAAUUACAUAUGGUUGUGAUAUAAUUGUGAGGGAUAAUAGUCGAUUUCAUCAUUUCAAGAAUGGAUCCUGUUCGUGCAUGGAUUAUUGGUGAGUUUGAACUUCAGAUUAUAGAAUGAAUAUCAAAUUUUUGGGUGCAAGAA
This is a messenger RNA of Amborella trichopoda, 2580 nucleotides long. The record is from RefSeq and is a predicted model, not a curated record. Lineage: Eukaryota; Viridiplantae; Streptophyta; Magnoliopsida; Amborellales; Amborellaceae.